This is a messenger RNA of Ostrinia furnacalis (Asian corn borer), 4023 nucleotides long. Its product is annotated as condensin complex subunit 3-like. Bases 175 to 3936 code for a protein of 1253 amino acids. Gene Ontology annotation, biological process: mitotic chromosome condensation. The transcript has 29 exons. Gene Ontology annotation, cellular component: condensed chromosome; condensin complex; cytoplasm. The record is from RefSeq and is a predicted model, not a curated record. Lineage: Eukaryota; Metazoa; Arthropoda; Insecta; Lepidoptera; Crambidae.
AUGAUGAUUUGAAAAAGAGCUUUUCAACGGUUGCGAUUGUAAAAAUUGUAAACAUUAUUGUUUCUAAAGUUAUGAAAUUAACUGUUUGUGUCAGUGUGUAGACAAAAAUAGGAUAUUAAUCUGUUAAUCCACUUAUUUCUAGUUAACUCCAAGUGAACGCUACUCAUAAACACAAUGCCGCCAAAAGACUCCGAGGUUCAACCAGCGGUUGCUGUGAAACCAAACCCUCGUAAUAACCCGAUAAUGUUUAAAAUAUUUCAAAAUGUGCAAUAUAAUGUAGUACAGCACAAAAAGUAUGUCAAGGAAAUGAUAAAACUCUACAAAAAGUUGGACGAAAAUGAAUUCCGUGAAAGCUUCAAGAAUGCAUUACACUAUUUGUUUACAUUUGGAGACACCAGUGCCAAUGUGGACCGGGUUAUCCAGUUUGUGGCCACUUUUUCCACCUCUCUGGAUGACGAAGAAGAGUUUUUGAUGUUCAUUUGUGACAUCAUUUUUGAUUGUCAGUGCGUAUCUGGCCAAUCGGUGCGUUACCGAGCAAGUCAGCUGCUGGCAGCUGUGCUCUCUGCUUUGGGAGAAGACGCCUCUCUUGAUGAUGAUCUAUGUGAUAAACUGCUUGCAUCACAAAUGCAGCGUUUGCAAGACACGCGCGGCGCGGUGCGGUGUCGCGCGGCGUUAGCAUUGCAACGUCUGCAGAACCCGAUGGAACCAGAUGAUGAGGUCACGCGUGCUUAUCGCUUCCACAUGAGCUGUGACCCGAGUUCUUCAGUCAGAAGAGCGGUAGUGAUGUCCAUAGCGAAAUGUACGCGGAACGUGCCGUACGUCCUAGAGCGGCUAUGCGAUGUAGAUGAAGCGGUCAGACGCGCUGCGUUCCUCUACAUAGCCGGCGUCAACGUCACGCAGCUCAGAGUCCGCCAGAGAGUUCUGCCCCUUAAGGUCGGACUUACCGAACGCAGUCAGCGCGUGCGACGCGUGGUCGAAGAGAUCCUCGUACCCGGUUGGCUGAGCACUUUCCAAGGCAACAUCAUAGACCUGCUGAAAGCCAUACGCUUAGACAACGCUCACGACGCCAAAGACUCGCAGUACGUCGCUGGGAAGCUUCUGGAGACAUUGUUCAAACGUCUCCCAAUAUCCGAACUGCUGGAAUGGCUGCCAACCGACAAGACUCUUCGGCUGAUACCAGCUGAGAAACUAAACAAGGAGACUGCCUGGUACUGGCGCCACCUGGCGGAGCAUUUGCAGAAGAUCGAAGAUGAUGAGACGCUGGAAACUGUGUUGCCAGACUUGGUGGUGCUCACUGGAUAUAUUAAGGCCAUAGUGGAAUCCCCCUGCCCGGCAGAAAGCUCGGACCCGAUAGGAUUCAGUACCCGCCAGCACGUGUUGCACGAGCUCGUGAGCAUGCUCCGAGUGUACGACGCGGCCGACCCCGCCGGCGGCAAGGAGCUACAAGCGCUGGUCACUCAAGCGCUCACUGGUGACUACGGCCCGCUCAGCUCUGACGUCAUACGCGCGUUCGUAUCAGCCCUCGAAAUGGUGGUGCCAGACCUGGCGCUCCGAUUAGAAAUCAUCAACGGCAUGAUAUCGGCCCUGCGAGACCCGCCCGAACCAGAAACGAUUGCUGCGCCUCCGCCGCCUGUGGACUGCGCUGAAGUUAAACUCCAGCGCGCCAGGCUUCGUGUAUCCCUAAACGUAGCCAUGGAAGCUCAGGAAGAAGCUGUCAGAGACCAAAAUUAUGCUCUCGCCGCCGAAUGUAAAGCUAAGGUGGAAGACAUCCAAAAGAAGUUGGAAGAUCUGAACGUUCAACCAACACCGCCACCUCCAGCCCCAAUACCAACAAUAAUGGAAAAAGUGUCUGACGCAGAAACCUUAAACAAAUGCCUAACGAUACUCAACAGUGCGUUAGACACUCCUCAACUCAAGACCGUGACUCCAAUGUUAAGGAUGAUAUUUAACGAAUUGGAGGUGGAAAUAUUCCAAAACCCAGAAGUGCUAGAUAAUGCUCUAGAAACCGUGGCGUUAUUUGGUAUGCUCGAUAAGGAGUUUGCGAAAGAAAACAAAGCUUUCUUCUUUGCUAAUCUAAUAGACACGUCAAACGAGCCAAUCGUGACAACAGUACUCAAGUGCAUAGUGGAUCUCCUUUGCGUGCACGGUGCGAAGGUUUUCGAAGACGACGCGUCUGAGUCGCAGCGCCCAGACGAGUCGAAAGCGAAGAGCAAGCGAAGCACGUACUCUCACUCUAUAGACGCGAUCGAUGAGGAUGGUAGUAUAUCCGAAUCUGUGAUAUCACUGACACCAACUCACAGUACCGUCAUCGAACUACUAUUGAAAAUAAUGGACAGCACGUGCGCAACGUACCGGCUGAUAAUAGUGGAAGGUCUAUGCCGUUUGCUACACCUUGGCCAUCUGGAGUCCCCGGCGAUACUCAGCCGCCUUAUGUUGCUUUGGUUCAAUCCUGCUACAGUCGAAGAAGACAUGCUGCGGCAAACUAUAGGCGUGUUCUUCCAAACUUUCCCUACUACAGUCGAUGGUGCACAGGAGCAGAUACAAAAAGCAACACUGCCCACACUGCGUGCCUUAGCCAACGCUCCCUCGAGUUCGCCGCUUGCUGAAAUCGACCAAGAGGCAGUGGUUCGCUUCAUCGUGUCGCUCACUCGCGUCAACCACGAAGUCAUCGACAGCCAAGGUGUAAUGGCAAUGACACUAUGCAACUACAUAGUGCGGAGGCCUUCGUCGACUGAAGUGGGAUUGGCAUGCAGAAUGCUCGCUCUUCUGUCGCCGCCUAGGGACGGACAACUCGCGAUCGAACUGGCAGCUAUGCUGAGAGACUUGUGUGCGAAACUUCCCGACAAGCAAUCUUGCCGAAACCUUACCCGCUACUUAGGCUCUCUAGAGGCUAUGGAGCGGGCAAGUCUCAACAAGAUGUCGAAUACAGGUAUUACUGAAGGAACAAUGCAAGGCGAAGACACCAUAGGUCCCAUAGGACGAGCAACGACUUCCUUGCCGCAACCACUCGCGCGUAGCACCCACGUCGUCAUCAACGAAACCGUCGAAGAAGAAGUAGAGAUUGACGAGACCACGCCUCCAGAAACUGUGUCCAGGAUUGAAGAGCAACCACCAGUAGAGACAAGCAGCCCUAAAUCAAACCGACCGUCCUCGGAAAUUGAGACGAGCGACAAAGUAGACGACGCUCCUUCAGAUUCCAGCAGCAGCGGAGUGUCGCCUUUAAAGAAGCCUAAAGUUACUAAAAGCAAGAAAAAGAAACUGUCAAUCAAUAAACAAGCUAGCACAGACAGCACGAAGGGUACUAAAAAGGGCAAAGAGCCUAAAGGCAAAGCGAAGGCCCAACCGGACAAUGAAAAGGGCGGCGUCAAGAGAAGCCGAUCGCAACGGUCUUUGGUGGAUAUUGAUAGAGCCCUAAAAGCAAAAGCUGACGCAGCAAAGGACAAAAAAGACAGUUCGCCAAACGAGUCAUUGCAAUCUCCGCCACUCGACCUAGAUGUCUCAAACGUGACCAUACGGAAAUCCACGAGGGGCCUACAGUCUGCCUCGAGCACGGAGUCUAAUGGAUCCACCAAGAGCCGAACGAAGAAGGAAGAACCGAAGCGAAAAGUUAAAGGUAAAGCGGCAGAAGCGAAAGCGCCACAACCAACGAGACCAGUAACCCGCGCGUCUACGGAAUCCGCUCGCAGCAGUAUGGACAGCUCCCAGAAUUCUGUGUUCGAGGAUUCUGCGAACGAGACCGAACUACACACUAUCGUCUACGAGAAGGAAAUCGAACAAUCCGUCCUGAACGACUCAAGUGAACUCAUGGACAGCAAGCAAGUGUCGAAAGGCAACGUCACCAUUCCUGAAACACCGGACGCCAGCGACGAAUCCGAAUCGGAACCCGAGCCCGUUAUAGAAAAACCAAAGAACAAACGCAAUGGUAAAAAGAAAUAGUGAAGGGAUUGUAACAUUUAGUGCCAAUUGGAUAAAGUGCCCAUAUUAUAUUUAAGUUAAACGAUAAUACAUUUGAUUUAAGUAGAA